AUGGUCUGGGUGCCUAGUCGAAGACAAGCCCAACGGACCGCUCUCGAUCUUAUCACUAUGACUGCAGCCUCGAACCUUACAUUAUCUGGUGGGAAUGGAACCACCGGCGGCGGAGUUACUGGAAGUGGUGGCGGAACUGGCAGUGUAGGAGCUUCUAGUGGCUCAUCUGUCACAGCAGGGGGUGCUGGAGUAAUUACUGGGUCCAAUUGUCCUGGCAGUAACGUCGGUGGCCGCUUCUUACCUAUCUCCGGUCAUCUCGAAGAGGCACUUUCCAAGGCAGCAGAUCAAAUAUCUGACCGUGCUUUGGCUGAAGUGGUUCGCCAUGGUGGCGGCAUCGCUUUUUUGCAUGAAGCCAUUAAUCGGACAGACCGUCGCCUCGUGGAAGCUCUUUUCGCUGCUGGCGCUUUACAAACAGUGAUUAUUUCACACCACCUUUGUUGGUCUGCUGCCUCCACAGCUCAGAUGACAGCCUACCUAGUCGUAGUGAUGGACACACAGGCUGGUUAUCUACUUUGA
Molecule: messenger RNA, 516 nt
Organism: Protopolystoma xenopodis
Lineage: Eukaryota; Metazoa; Platyhelminthes; Monogenea; Polystomatidea; Polystomatidae
Source: the annotation of a GenBank genome assembly